CUUCUCAGACUUCCUCCUUUGCGUGUUUUCAUAAACAAACCACUUUUCUCCCGCCGGGGCCGCCGCUCGGUCAUCCUGUGUACUUGUCGCCAUUCUCUGAUGUGAGUUUCUGUUUUAACGAUAGUCGAGGAGGAAAUUUUUAAAGGCUGUUUUAGAUUCAAAAAAGAGACGCGGGUAAACGGGCCCUGCUGCAACAACCACAGGCUUGUCUGCGUUUGUCAUUAUUGUCCGAGCCGUCAGCGCGUGGUCGAGUGUUUGAACAAGCCGACCUGUCGACCACAUACCUCCUUUAAUCGUAAGCUUUUCAACCGUCAGUCACAUUCGGCUGCUGGGCAGACUGUGCAGAGCGUCUCCUUUAUCAGAUAUGGUGAAACUGACAAAGGCCAAGACAUUCCAGGCUUACCUGGACUCCUGCCACCGUCGCUACAGCUGCGUGCACUGCCGCGCCCAUCUGGCCAACCAUGAUGAUCUUAUCUCCAAGUCUUUCCAAGGCAGUCAGGGCCGAGCCUACCUCUUCAACUCUGUGGUGAAUGUCGGCUGUGGUCCUGCAGAGGAGAGGCUGCUGCUCACAGGACUUCAUGCAGUAGCUGACAUCUACUGUGAAAACUGUCACACCACGCUGGGCUGGAAAUAUGAACAAGCCUUUGAGCUGAGUCAGAAGUACAAGGAGGGGAAGUUUAUCAUCGAGCUGUCCCACAUGAUAAAGGACAAUGGCUGGGACUGAGAGGGAAAUCUUCAUCUUUCUUCAUGACUUUUUCAAAAGUUGCAUCCCCUUGACUCGAAAGGGUUCCAGUGUAGCUUCCUCAUCCCACGUACAAGCCAUUGCUGUGCCACACUUUCACUUCGUACGGCUUUGCCAAGAAUAGCAUGUGAUGCCUUAUUUUUUUGUGUUCAUCAUGUUUUUCCAGCGACCACAACAACUCAUUUGCCAAUAUUGCUAUCUCAAUUGCUAGUUGUGCUGGGACAUGGAUUGAAUGAGUGCACGGUUUGAGUGUGAACGACUGGGAGGUGUAGUCACACAGGCACGUGUGCAUGUUGGAUUUUAAAGCGUGUGUUUGAGUGAUGAAACCCUUAUCACCCUUAUCGACCGCUAAACAUGCUCUGUGGGGGCGAGGCCAGAGCAAGUAAUGAAAUAAUGACCUUACACAUCAGGUGCAGGUAUUUGGGUUUUCCUUUUUGCGUUUAAGGUGCACAGUUAGACAUAUCGGCCCAAACCAAGUGAAGUAUUUCGGCCUGUUUUAACCCAUAGAUCAUUUUCAAGUGAUGCAAGGGUAUGGGAGUGCUUAUAGCAAUGGGAGGGUUUUUUUUAAAAUCAGUGAAAUCCAUUUUUUUAUGGUAAGAUCAAUGACACUUGUUCAUAUUGUGCCACAGGCAGUCAGGAUGCUGAAAUAACAUCACAAAAUUCUCCUGCAGUAAUUCUUAAAUCUGGAGUAUGAUUGUUUUCUGCUUAUAGAUAUACAGGUGUGUGUGUCUAGGCAGCACGUGCUGAGAUGUCUUAAGCUCAAUGGUGUUGAGAAGCAUUAGUUUGAGAUUCACAUCUAGAAUUGUCACUGCACAGCUGUGAUAUCCUUUAUCCUUUACUCGAUGCUGACGAGAUCUGUCCUUUAUGUGUUUGUGUAUAACCUAACACUGAGCUGUCCUCACAGAUACAUUUACUCAAUCGUGUUAGAGCAAAGUGUGAUUAAGAUUAUGUAGCAUAUUUAUGGUGAUUUUUUUUUAAUGUCUGCUUCUUUGAUUAAAAGUACAUUAUUUUAACCUAAUCUUUCAUUAAAGAACAGUCUGUAUGUAA
Molecule: messenger RNA, 1789 nt
Organism: Scatophagus argus
Lineage: Eukaryota; Metazoa; Chordata; Actinopteri; Scatophagidae
Gene: ypel3
Product: yippee-like 3
Exons: 5
Coding region: 365-724 (119 amino acids)
Source: RefSeq, a predicted model, not a curated record